AUGCCAGUAUCACACGUUGGCUUGACUGUUUCUCACGUUCCUUCUGCGUGUUCCUUCUUCCUCUCAGCACUGCAGCCUCUCGAUUACAAAUACGUCGGCAACCAAGGCGAGUCUGUCGGGUUUGGCACCGACGAUGCUGACUUCUUUCUGAGUCCUGAAGUACCUGGUAUCACACGUAGUAAUGCACAUGUGGCAUUUUCCGCGACGAGCAAAGCAGCGGUGAGGGACUUUUACGCCGCCGCACUUACCGCUGGAGGUCGUCCGAAUGGCGCACCUGCCUUCAGGGGUAGCAACGAUUGCAUUUUCAAUGCUGCAGUUCUGGACCUCGACGGCAACAGUAUCGAAGUCAUCUACCACCAACUGGAAGACGAGGAUGCAUACACUACUAUCUCAGGAGGCAGUCGUGUGCUUACAUGGAGAAGAGGCAUCGUGAACGUCCUGGGUGACGAGGAUAGAACGACCUUCGCGUCAGCACGAAGAAGCCACCCUAAUGUCGACGCUGAGUCCACAUCAAGCGUUGCCGACCCCAUACCUCGUUCCAAGACCCCUAGCCUCGCCAGGACUACGUCAAUACCAGCAGUCCCAACUUCGCAAGCCUCGAGCUCCGAUCUCGGAUUCCAAAUCACUGGCAAAGCCAUCAUAGGCACUAUCCUGGGAGCUGCAGCUGGUGCAGCGGUUGCAUAUGCCAUGGUGAAAAGCGAACAAGAUAGUGCGCAACAAGAUGCAGACUUUGCCGAAGCAGUGAGUAGAAGGCCUGCAUCGAGCAGAGCAUCAAGUAAGGCACCUAGCAAGAUUGCCCCGAGUCAAGCUCAGACUAGCAAGCCAAAGACCGAAUUGAGCUCCGCGACAACGAGUAAGACAGCAUGGCGGUCGCCCGAGCAAACCGCUGAGAGUGUGAAAUCACGGCCGAGGAUGAGAGUCCAUCGUAACUACAGUACCACGGAUUCCGUGGUUGCGUCUAGAGUGAUGGAGCAGUUCAGCGAUACCGAGUCUGGCGUUCCUCUUCGACCACGCAAAGCACGCUCAGUGAGAGCUAUUGAAGCGGCUCCCGAACCUCAAACCAUCGACACCAAGAGCUAUCACGGUCCUACCUAUGUUUCUCUGGCGUCUACUUCGAGAGCCAGUAAGAAACUCGAGGAGUCUGAAGUAGUCUACAUACCGGCAUCGCGAUUUGUCUCUCAGGUGCCGACGAGAUCCCCCUCGAGCCCACCAUCGGUAGCUCCCAUAGAAAGGCGAAUUGAAUACAUUCCAGCAUCGGUAGUGGGGCCCCGACCAUCUAUCGUAUCUCGUCGGGCAGUCACAUCACCUCCAUCUAUGUGCAAUACGGAUCGCCAGAUCGAGGAUGUUCCGAUACAGUCCCAAGAACGGCCAUCACAAGAUCUUGUGGUUGCACGUCGAGACAGUGCGAUGAGCAUGUACUCGACACAUUCGAGCAAGAGCAAGCAUAGCAGACAUUCACAUAGAGACUCUCCUAGGAACCACCAUGAUGAGAGAAGAGACGGCUCUCCUAACCCAUUCAGUCGACACUCUCAUCGAUCUAGCAAGCAUCGGGAUUUGUCGGUUACAAGCCGUCGAAGUGAGCAUCGAGCAAGCUCUCCAGAUCGAUCAAGCGGACAUCGCGAUUCGUCCAGUCAUCGUUCUACAAUUUCGAAGCUAUCAUCGAAACUUCGCUCUGGUGCACACAGAGAUGAUUCACCAUAUGAUGGCUCCGAUACGAGCACCAUCAAAGCCAGUCAAGUCAACGGAUCACGUUAUUACUCUGCUGCCGGCAUAGCGCUACCUGAAUCUCGCAAGACAUCAGUUGUUACAGCGGCAGAACUUCCUUUACCAGUUUCAAGAAAGACGUCAGUGGUUUCAGCCGCAGGAUAUUCCUUGCCCAUCUCGAGAAAGACAUCCGUUGUCUCGGGUGCAGACAUGCCAUUGCCAGACUCCAGGAGACCAUCUCUGGUAUCAGCAAUGGAAAGACCCCUGCCAAUGUUCAGGGCUGCUUCGGCAACCUCGGCUCACCAUAUCGCUCUACCGGAAUCGCGGGCAGGGAGUAUCGUUGGUAACAUCCUUGGGCGUCAGGCGCCGGUGCACGACGGCGCAUCAGCUGCUGGCAUCUCACUGCCAGAGUCUCGCAAGACUAGCCUCGUAGGAAGUCUUCUUGAGAGCGAUCCAAUACCUCAAAUCGAUGAUCUGGAGACUGUCGCUCCAGACGAUAGCAUAUCUUGCGUAGCAUCUCGUCACACUCGCCAUCAACGUGAUGAGUCUCGUCACCGCGAACGCAGCCAUGAUCGUGAGUCCAGAAAGUCGAGUUCGAGCAAGAAGCACAGACCGAGAUCACUACAUGGUGAAGGGUCGAGACGAUCGAGUAGACAUUCUGAAGCGGGCAGCUGUGCUACUGUCAAGCCUUCCAGGAGCAGUAGAUACAGUGCUGCUAGUUUGCCUAUUCACGCGAGGAGUAGAACUGGUAUUGAGAGAGACGAGAAGAGGGGUCAGAGAAGUUUUGUUAGUGUCGCAUUUGGAGGCUGA
Molecule: messenger RNA, 2514 nt
Organism: Aureobasidium namibiae CBS 147.97
Lineage: Eukaryota; Fungi; Ascomycota; Dothideomycetes; Dothideales; Saccotheciaceae
Exons: 2
Coding region: 1-2514 (837 amino acids)
Source: RefSeq, a predicted model, not a curated record